Messenger RNA from Acanthosepion pharaonis, 1740 nucleotides. The record is from the annotation of a GenBank genome assembly. Lineage: Eukaryota; Metazoa; Mollusca; Cephalopoda; Sepiida; Sepiidae.
AUGAUCUAUCUAUCAUCACAGUCUGCUCAUAUCUAUUUAUCUAUCUAUUCUAUCUAUCUAUCUAUCUUUUCAUCUAUCUAUCUAUCUAUCUAUUCUUUUAUCUAUCUUAGACCGUCCAGAUCCUAUCUAUUCAUUAUCUAUCUAUCCCGAACUGUUCAUGAUCUAUCUAUCUAUCACAGUCUGCUCAUAUCUAUCUAUCCAUCUAUCUAUCUAUCCCGAACUGUUCAUUAUCUAUCUAUCUAUCUAUCUAUCUAUCUAUCUAUCACAGUCUGCUCAUAUCUAUCUAUCUAUCUAUCUAUCUAUCUAUCUAUCUAUCUAUCUAUUAUAGACCGUCCAGAUCUAUCUAUCUAUCUAUCUAUCUAUCUAUCUAUCCCGAACUACCGUCCAGAUCUUUAUCUAUCUAUCUAUCUAUCUAUCUAUCUAUCUAUCUAUCCCGAACUGUUCAUGAUCUAUCUAUCUAUCUAUCUAUCUAUCUAUCUAUCUAUCUAUCUAUCUCCUUUUCUUUUAAUCUUAAUUUUUAUGUUGGUUUUUCAAUUUUCUUCGUCAUUUUUUCUUAUUUUUUGCUUCAACUUUGUUUUUCUUUUAUUCUUUUUCGCCUCCACUGCUUCUUCUUUCUCUUUUUUUUUCUUUUUCCUCUUCUUUUUUAAUCUUUCUCUCUCUUUUUUUAUUCUCCUUUUUUUUCCAUUUUUCUCUUUCUUUUUUACUCUUUUUUUUUAUCCUCCUUUCUUUUUCUUUUCGUUUACUUUUUUAUCUUCCCUUUUCUUUUACUCUUUUUUUAUCCUCCUUCUUUUCUUUUACUCUUUCUUUUACUCUUUUUUUAUCCUCCUCCUUUUCUUUUACUCUUUUCUUUUCCUUUCUUUUUUCCUUUUAUCUUCCUCCUUUUUUUUUCUUUUAAUCUUUUUUUUUCCUCCUUUUCUUUUCCAUCAUUUUCUAUCUUCCUCCUUUUUUUCUUUUUUUUUUUUUUUUCCUCUUUCUUUUCUUUUUUUUUUUUCUCUUUUUUUUCUUUUACUCAUUCAUUUACUAUUCCUUCUUACUCUUUCUUUUAGUCUUUUUCUAUCCUCCUCCUUUUCUUUUAGUCAUUCUUUUACUCUUUUUGUAUCCCCCUCCAUUUCUUUUACUCUUUCUUUUACUCUUUUUCUAUCUUCCUCCUUUUCUUUUAAUCUUUCUUUUUCUCUUUUUCUAUCCCCCUCCUUUUCUUCUACUCUUCCUUUUACUCUUUUUCUAUCCCCCUCCUUUUCUUCUACUCUUUCUUUUCCUCUUUUUCUAUUCUCCUCCUUUUCUUUUGCUCUUUUUCUCUCCUCUUCCUUUUCUGUUAAUCUUUCUUUUACUCUUUUUGCCUCUUUUUUUUUACUAUUUUUCUAUCCUCCUCUAUUUCUUUUACUGUAUCUUUUACUCAUUCUUUUUCUGUUUUUUCGUUCAUCUAACCUUAAUACUUUCUUUCUUACCGUUAUUCUCUUUCGUCUGUUUUCACUUCCCCACCCCUCUUCAUCCAUUUUUCGUAAAUAUAUUUUUCUCUUUUUCCCUCUUUUUCUUUUUUCUUUUUCCUCUUUUCUCUAUCCCUUCCUCCCAUUCACCCAUUUAAAUUUUCUUUUUUCUUUCUUUUUUCUUAUUUCUUUUUCUUUCUUUUCUUUUCGUAUGUUACCUUACGUUGCUUACCGUUAUUCUCUUUCGUCCCAUAUUUGCUCCAUUUUUCUUUUUUUUAACCCAAAUUUCUCCUUCACCCAUUUAAAAAGGAAAUAA